AUGUCGAGUCCUUCUAAUUCUCAUAGACCGCGGAAACGGCGGAAAGAACUGGCUCGGAGUCUCACUAUCACGGAUAUCGUCAAACUCGACCCGCGGGACAAUGCUAUCACCCCGGAGUUUCCCCUGGUUGCCUUCUUGUGGCCUUCAAGGGGAACUACUUCUCAAUGGAUCCUUUUGCCAUUGAUCUUGAUGGUUGUGGCCAUUUUUCGCUGGAGCGUGGGUCUUUGGGGAUACUCCGGGUACCAGCAACCUCCUAUGCAUGGCGAUUUGGAGGCCCAGAGACAUUGGAUGGAAGCUACAACACACUUACCAGCCUUUCAGUGGUACUUUUACGAUCUUCAGUACUGGGGUCUUGACUACCCUCCGUUGACUGCGUAUCAUAGCUGGCUGUGUGGCAAGGUGGGCUCGCUGUUUCGCCAGGACUGGUUUGCGCUGGACACGUCCCGCGGUCUGGAAGACCCAGAUCUCAAAGUUUUCAUGCGUGCCACGGUUAUCGUCUCCGAAUAUCUCGUCUACAUCCCGGCCCUGAUCAUCUUCCUCCGGCACUACAGCAGGGCACAAGGCACAGGCACGACCUCUACUGCAAUUGCCCUUGUGGCCAUUCUCAUGCAACCUGCCACCCUUCUAAUUGACCAUGGCCACUUCCAGUACAACACUGUCAUGCUCGGCUUUGUCGUUGCUACUUUGUCGAGUCUUUAUGCCGGCAGGCCCCUGUGGUCAUGCCUCUUUUUCGUCGCCGCCCUUGGAUUCAAGCAAAUGGCACUCUACUACUCGCCAAUUGUUUUUGCCUAUCUUCUAGGCUCUUGUCUUACUCCAAAGGUCCGCCUGGGCCGACUGCUAUCAAUCGCGGCGGUUACAGUGCUUGCAUUCACGGUCCUGUUCGCGCCGUUGCUGAUCGGAUCUGUCUUUGACAGUUACACAACAUCAGACCUGCCAGCCCUGCCACCACCACCGUUCCUUGCAGAAAGACAGGUCAGACUAGACCCCAACUCCCCCAUUGAGAUGGUCGUCCUCCAGAUCAGUCAAGUCAUCCAUCGAAUGUUCCCUUUUGCGCGUGGACUUUUCGAGGACAAGGUCGCCAAUUUCUGGUGCUUCGCCAAUACAUUUUACAAACUUGGCAAGCUUCAAGCAUUUGUUGACCUCCCACGACUCUCCGCCAUAUUCACCCUGGUCUCGAUCCUUGGGCCCACACUUAUUAUCGCCGCUGUUCCCAAGAAGGCUUUGCUUCCAUAUGCGUUGGCCACGUCAGCAUGGGGAUUCUUCCUGUUUUCUUUUCAGGUCCACGAAAAGUCCGUGUUACUACCACUACUGCCCAUGACCUUGCUGCUUGGAAGCAAGCAAGGCCUGAGCAAAGAAUACCGCGCUUGGAUCGGCUGGGCCAAUCUCGUGGGCGUUUGGACGAUGUUUCCUCUCUUGAAGCGAGAUGGACUGCAAACGCCGUACGUCGUCAUAUCUCUCCUGUGGUCCUAUCUCUUAGGCCUCCCUCCCACGAGUGUCGAUGCAUACUACGACCCUGAUCACGAAAAUGUCCCCGGCCGGCCUCUCGCGCCCGAUGACUUGCGGACGCCCACCAAAAUCCUACAUUUUCAAACUUACAUCGUCAUGGCGUUUUGGCAUCUGCUCGCAGCCUUUGCAACACCUCCAGAUGACAAGCCCGAUCUAUGGGUUGUUUCCAACUCCUGCAUUGGGGCGCUCUGCUUCGGAAUUUGUUAUCUGUGGUGUUUCUGGAAAUUGCUUUCCGAGAGCGGCCUGAUUGACGGGUAUUCAGGGCGGUCGGACGCGCACGAAGGCUCCCCAGUUGCGACUGACAGACUGACCGCCGACUCAGAGAUAAAAGAAAAAUAG
Capronia epimyces CBS 606.96 is the source of this 1845-nucleotide messenger RNA. RefSeq names its product alpha-1,3-glucosyltransferase. Gene Ontology annotation, cellular component: endoplasmic reticulum membrane. The record is from RefSeq and is a predicted model, not a curated record. Gene Ontology annotation, biological process: protein N-linked glycosylation. Bases 1 to 1845 code for a protein of 614 amino acids. NCBI's taxonomy places the organism in Eukaryota, Fungi, Ascomycota, Eurotiomycetes, Chaetothyriales, Herpotrichiellaceae. The transcript has 2 exons. Gene Ontology annotation, molecular function: dolichyl pyrophosphate Man9GlcNAc2 alpha-1,3-glucosyltransferase activity.